This is a messenger RNA of Pieris napi, 1953 nucleotides long. RefSeq names its product protein mothers against dpp (gene Mad). The record is from RefSeq and is a predicted model, not a curated record. The transcript has 3 exons. NCBI's taxonomy places the organism in Eukaryota, Metazoa, Arthropoda, Insecta, Lepidoptera, Pieridae. Gene Ontology annotation, biological process: anatomical structure morphogenesis; cell differentiation; SMAD protein signal transduction. Gene Ontology annotation, molecular function: I-SMAD binding; RNA polymerase II cis-regulatory region sequence-specific DNA binding; DNA-binding transcription factor activity, RNA polymerase II-specific. The coding region runs from base 219 to 1487 and encodes 422 amino acids. Gene Ontology annotation, cellular component: heteromeric SMAD protein complex.
AGCAAGUGUCACGCCGAUCCAUCAUAUUCAUCCAUCGCUAAUCGUAGUUCGUUACCUAUUUUGCGGUAUUCGUGAUUGUGAUUUACAGGCAUUGUGGGGAAUACCAAGUGAUUUCAUGUUAAUCGAUGGCUCUUUGAGGAUUUCCGUGGAUUACUGAAGGCGGUCAGCGCGUUCCCGCUAUUUCUGGUGACUCAUCUAGACUCCAUAAACUCGUCACUAUGGACACGGACGAUGGUGAAUCUUCAAGCAGCGGGCCUAUGUCCAGCUUGAAUAGCUUAUUUUCUUUCACAAGCCCCGCUGUAAAGAAAUUGCUUGGGUGGAAACAGGGCGAUGAAGAAGAAAAAUGGGCAGAGAAAGCCGUGGAUAGUCUGGUUAAGAAGUUGAAAAAACGAAAAGGUGCUAUUGAAGAAUUGGAGCGUGCUUUGUCGUGUCCUGGAACGCCCUCAAAAUGUGUAACAAUUCCACGAUCAUUGGAUGGCAGAUUGCAGGUAUCCCACCGCAAAGGUCUCCCACACGUGAUUUACUGCCGAGUGUGGAGAUGGCCAGACCUACAGAGCCACCACGAGUUGAAACCUCUAGAAAUCUGCCAGUACCCCUUCAGCGCCAAACAGAAAGAGGUUUGCAUCAACCCAUACCACUACAAACGGGUCGAAAGUCCCGUUCUACCUCCAGUCUUAGUUCCUCGACAUUCCGAGUUCGCGCCGGGUCAUUCGUUGUUACCUUUUCAAAGAACCACCGAACCGUCUAUGCCCCACAACGUGUCCUACUCGGGGUCAGGUUUCCCACCUUCGGCGUCAUCAGAAUUACCCGAUACACCUCCACCGGCUUACUCCCCACCGUCCGAUGACUCCGAACCGCCCGGGGAAGUCGCUCCGGUUUCCUACCAGGAGCCUCUCUAUUGGGCCUCCGUCGCCUACUACGAGCUGAACUGCAGGGUAGGAGAAGUAUUCCACUGCAACUCCCACUCGGUCGUGGUCGAUGGAUUCACAGAUCCGUCGAACAAUAGCGAUCGGUUCUGCCUCGGCCAACUCAGUAAUGUGAAUAGGAACUCGACUAUUGAAAACACGCGACGUCACAUAGGAAAAGGAGUUCAUUUGUACUACGUAGGGGGAGAAGUGUACGCGGAAUGUUUGUCGGACGCUGCGAUAUUUGUCCAAAGUCGGAACUGCAACCAUCAUCAUGGUUUCCACCCUUCAACAGUGUGUAAAAUCCCACCCGGCUGCUCGCUAAAGAUAUUCAACAAUCGUGAGUUCGCGCAAUUGCUCUCGCAGAGUGUUAAUCACGGUUUCGAAGCGGUGUAUGAGCUGACGAAAAUGUGUACUAUCCGUAUGUCGUUCGUGAAGGGCUGGGGGGCGGAGUAUCAUAGACAAGACGUGACUUCCACCCCCUGUUGGAUCGAGAUCCACCUUCACGGGCCCCUCCAGUGGCUGGACAAAGUUCUCACUCAGAUGGGCUCCCCUCACAACGCGAUUUCGUCCGUGUCUUAGCCGGGUUAUAAUCUCACAAAUUAUCUGCAUUUUUUUUUAUCGUGCCAUUUUCGAAAUUCCCAAAUCGUGAUGUCUCACUGUGACAUCUCAAAUGUUAGACGUAUUAUAUCAUAUUUUUUAUAAAUCGUAGCUCAAAUUACGUGUCCAAGCUUAAGGAAUGUAACGUAAGUAUAUGUAUUAAUAUAAAGACAUACUAUAGUAAUGUUUAUACUCGGGAAUGUAUGACAAGAGAAGAUAUUAUUUGUGUAAAUAAAAUGUUCGCGAAGUUUUUUUUUAAAUAGUUCUUAUUUUAUUUUUAGCGCUCACAGGGUUACUAAAAAGAUAGGUGCUAUCAGCAAGUUCUCCAGUGUCAUAUACACUAUUAUAUUCCAAGUAAUUAAUUAAUUUUGCGCUCCUUAAACUCAAAAUACAAAAAAUACAUAUGGCAUCGAUACAGUUUGCUUCGAUCGUGUAAUUCUGUUAUUAC